AUGAAACCGAAAACACUUCUCAGCGAGCCGGGCACCGUCAAGGAGGCAGUGGUCUGGGCAGUUGCCCUGAUCCUUGUCCUCCUCGCCCUCCAAUCAGGUCGCACGUGGUGGCGCCUACGCCACAUUCCCGGUCCUUUCUUGGCUAGCCUCACCGACUUGUACCGCAUCAACUGGGUCUGGUCUAAGCAAGCACAUCUGAAGUUGCAACAAUGCCACAAGAGAUACGGCAAGGUAGUGCGCAUUGGGCCCAAUACAGUGUCCUUCAGCGACCCCGCUGCCGUUCCCACUGUGUACCCCAUGCGGGCGGGAAUCCCGAAAAGCAACUUCUACGUAACUUUGCGUCCCUACACUUCGGGACAAGCGCUCCAUGCCGUCUUCAACACGACCGAAGAAGAUUUACUCAAACAAAUAAAACCACCCAUUGCGCCGCUUUUUAGCGUCUCAAGUGCUGCAACUUUGGAGCCGCUGGUUGAUACAGUUUUAGAAUGCAUCCACACGAGGUUCGACGAAAGGUUCGCGGACAAGGAGCAAGUGUUCGACAUGGGGCAGUGGCUGCAGUUCUUCGCGUUCGACGUCAUGGGCUCCAUUACCUUUAGUAAAAGAUACGGGUUCCUGGACGAGGGAAGGGACGUGGGCGGCAUGCUGGGAACGAUAGUAGACUUCAUGAGGGCCGCAGCGCCAAUGACGCAGUCCUACCUACUCGACAAGUUCCUUCGAAAGAAUAUAAUCGCAGAUACUAUUCGGAGGCACAUCGGUGCCACCCCGUCUCUCACCAUUCUCGCAUUCGUAGCCCGCGCAAUUAAGGAGAAGAGAGAAGCCCUUGAAAGCGGCAACGAGUCCAAAGCUGAAGCCAUGCAUACCGACUACCUCACACGGUACCUCGCCCUUCAGCGCAGCAAGCCUUCCAUACCCCAAUGGGCCCCCACGGCCUGGACCUUCUCCAACGUCAUCGCCGGUUCCGACAGCGUAGGCACGACCAUGCGCACACUCCUCUUCAAUCUCUUGUCCUACCCGCACACCCUUUCUAAACUGCAAUCAGAACUAAGUGCUGCUGGGCUUUCGCGACCAUAUCCGCGUUACGCCGAAGUCCGUGACCUGCCGUACCUCGACGCCUGUGUACAAGAAGCAAUCCGAGUCCACCCGCCCUUCGCGCUGCCCCUCGAGCGCGUGGUACCUCCUGAGGGACUAAGUGUGCUCGGUACGUGGCUGCCUGGUGGGUCCGUUGUUGGCGGUAGUCCCUAUGUCGUGAACCGGGAUGUGGGGUUGUAUGGAGAGGACGCAGAGUUUUGGCGACCGGAGCGUUGGUUGGGAGUGGAUGCAGCUUUGAGGCGGGACAUGGAGAAUAGUAUGCUCACGUUUGGGGCCGGCCGACGCAUAUGCCUAGGCCGCCACGUAGCGUUCUUGGAGAUCAAGAAGCUAAUCCCUUUUCUUGUGCUGACGUAUAAUAUCCGACUUGUCGAUCGAGAGAAGUUUGAAACGGAAAAUUCAUGGUUUUUUUUUCAGCGGAACUUCAAUACGCAGAUACGAAAGGCGGGUGGUAUUGAAACUCUAUAGUGUUGGACCUUAAGUACCAAUCGUGCGAGUCUCUCCGGG
Molecule: messenger RNA, 1593 nt
Organism: Paraphaeosphaeria sporulosa
Lineage: Eukaryota; Fungi; Ascomycota; Dothideomycetes; Pleosporales; Didymosphaeriaceae
Product: putative benzoate 4-monooxygenase cytochrome P450
Exons: 5
Coding region: 1-1554 (517 amino acids)
Molecular function (GO): iron ion binding; monooxygenase activity; oxidoreductase activity, acting on paired donors, with incorporation or reduction of molecular oxygen
Source: RefSeq, a predicted model, not a curated record